This is a messenger RNA of Closterium sp. Naga37s-1, 15339 nucleotides long. NCBI's taxonomy places the organism in Eukaryota, Viridiplantae, Streptophyta, Zygnematophyceae, Desmidiales, Closteriaceae. The record is from the annotation of a GenBank genome assembly.
AUGAUCCAACUGGCCAUCAUCCUUGCCUCCAUCAUCCUUGCCUCCAUCAUCCUUGCUUCCAUCAUCCUUGCUUCCAUCAUCCUUGCCUCCAUCAUCCUUGCCUCCAUCAUCCUUGCAUCCAUCAUCCUUGCUACCAUCAUCCUUGCCUCCAUCAUCCUUGCCUCCAUCAUCCUUGCCUCCAUCAUCCUUGCCUCCAUCAUCCUUGCCUCCAUCAUCCUUGCCACCAUCAUCCUUGCCUCCAUCAUCUUUGCCUCCAUCAUCCUUGCCUCCAUCAUCCUUGCCUCCAUCAUCCUUGCCUCCAUCAUCCUUGCCUCCAUAAUCCUUGCUUCCAUCAUCCUUGCUUCCAUCAUCCUUGCCUCCAUCAUCCUUGCCUCCAUCAUCCUUGCCUCCCUCAUCCUUGCCUCCAUCAUCCUUGCCUCCAUCAUCCUUGCCUCCAUCAUCCUGGCCUCAAUCAUCCUUGCUUCCAUCAUCCUUGCUUCCAUCAUCCUUGCCUCCAUCAUCCUUGCUUCCAUCAUCCUUGCUUCCAUCAUCCUUGCCUCCAUCAUCCUUGCCUCCAUCAUCCUUGCCUCCAUCAUCCUUGCCUCCAUCAUCGUUGCAUCCAUCAUCCUUGCCACCAUCAUCCUUGCCUCCAUCAUCCUUGCCUCCAUCAUCCUUGCCUCCAUCAUCCUUGCCUCCAUCAUCCUUGCCUCCAUCAUCCUUGCCUCCAUCAUCCUUGCCUCCAUCAUCCUUGCCUCCAUCAUCCUCGCCUCCAUCAUCCUCGCCUCCAUCAUCCCUUGCCUCCAUCAUCCUUGCCUCCAUCAUCCUUGCCUCCAUCAUCCUUGCCUCCAUCAUCCUUGCUUCCAUCAUCCUUGCUUACAUCAUCCUUGCCUCCAUCAUCCUUCCUCCAUCAUCCUUGCCACCAUCAUCCUUGCCACCAUCAUCCUUGCUUCCAUCAUCCUUGCCUCCAUCAUCCUUGCCUCCAUCAUCCUUGCCUCCAUAAUCCUUGCCUCCAUCGUCCUUGCCUCCAUCAUCCUUGCCUCCAUCAUCCUUGCCUCCAUCAUCCUUGCCUCCCUCAUCCUUGCCUCCAUCAUCCUUGCCUCCAUCAUCCUUGCCUCCCUCAUCCUUGCCUCCAUCAUCCUUGCCUCCAUCAUCCUUGCCUCCAUCAUCCUUGCCUCCAUCAUCCUUGCCUCCAUCAUCCUUGCCUCCAUCAUCCUAGCCUCCAUCAUCCUUGCCUCCAUCAUCCUUGCCACCAUCAUCCUUGCCACCAUCAUCCUUGCCUCCAUCAUCCUUGCCUCCAUCAUCCUUGCCUCCAUCAUCCUUGCCUCCAUCAUCCUUGCCUCCAUCAUCCUUGCCUCCAUCAUCCUUGCCUCCAUCAUCCUUGCCUCCAUCAUCCUUGCUUCCAUCAUCCUUGCUUCCAUCAUCCUUGCCUCCAUCAUCCUUGCCUCCAUCAUCCUUGCCACCAUCAUCCUUGCCUCCAUCAUCCUUGCCUCCAUCAUCCUUGCCUCCAUCAUCCUUGCCUCCAUAAUCCUUGCUUCCAUCAUCCUUGCUUCCAUCAUCCUUGCCUCCAUCAUCCUUGCCUCCAUCAUCCUUGCCUCCCUCAUCCUUGCCUCCAUCAUCCUUGCCUCCAUCAUCCUUGCCUCCAUCAUCCUUGCCUCAAUCAUCCUUGCUUCCAUCAUCCUUGCUUCCAUCAUCCUUGCCUCCAUCAUCCUUGCUUCCAUCAUCCUUGCUUCCAUCAUCCUUGCCUCCAUCAUCCUUGCCUCCAUCAUCCUUGCCUCCAUCAUCCUUGCCUCCAUCAUCGUUGCAUCCAUCAUCCUUGCCACCAUCAUCAUCCUUGCCUCCAUCAUCCUUGCCUCCAUCAUCCUUGCCUCCAUCAUCCUUGCCUCCAUCAUCCUUGCCUCCAUCAUCCUUGCCUCCAUCAUCCUUGCCUCCAUCAUCCUCGCCUCCAUCAUCCUCGCCUCCAUCAUCCCUUGCCUCCAUCAUCCUUGCCUCCAUCAUCCUUGCCUCCAUCAUCCUUGCCUCCAUCAUCCUUGCUUCCAUCAUCCUUGCUUACAUCAUCCUUGCCUCCAUCAUCCUUGCCUCCAUCAUCCUUGCCUCCAUCAUCCUUGCCUCCAUCAUCCUUGCCUCCAUCAUCCUUGCCUCAAUCAUCCUUGCCUCCAUCAUCCUUGCUUCCAUCAUCCUUGCCUCCAUCAUCCUUGCCUCCAUCAUCCUUGCUUCCAUCAUCCUUGCUUCCAUCAUCCUUGCCUCCAUCAUCCUUGCCUCCAUCAUCCUUGCCUCCAUCAUCCUAGCCUCCAUCAUCCUUGCCACCAUCAUCCUUGCCACCAUCAUCCUUGCUUCCAUCAUCCUUGCCUCCAUCAUCCUUGCCUCCAUCAUCCUUGCCUCCAUAAUCCUUGCCUCCAUCCCUCCAUCAUCCUUGCCUCCAUCAUCCUUGCCACCAUCAUCCUUGCCACCAUCAUCCUUGCCUCCAUCAUCCUUGGCUCCAUCAUCCUUGCCUCCAUCAUCCUUGCCUCCAUCAUCCUUGCCUCCAUCAUCCUUGCCUCCAUCAUCCUUGCCUCCAUCAUCCUUGCCUCCAUCAUCCUUGCUUCCAUCAUCCUUGCUUCCAUCAUCCUUGCCUCCAUCAUCCUUGCCUCCAUCAUCCUUGCCACCAUCAUCCUUGCCUCCAUCAUCCUUGCCUCCAUCAUCCUUGCCUCCAUCAUCCUUGCCUCCAUAAUCCUUGCUUCCAUCAUCCUUGCUUCCAUCAUCCUUGCCUCCAUCAUCCUUGCCUCCAUCAUCCUUGCCUCCCUCAUCCUUGCCUCCAUCAUCCUUGCCUCCAUCAUCCUUGCCUCCAUCAUCCUUGCCUCAAUCAUCCUUGCUUCCAUCAUCCUUGCUUCCAUCAUCCUUGCCUCCAUCAUCCUUGCCUCCAUCAUCGUUGCAUCCAUCAUCCUUGCCACCAUCAUCCUUGCCUUCAUCAUCCUUGCCUCCAUCAUCCUUGCCUCCAUCAUCCUUGCCUCCAUCAUCCUUGCCUCCAUCAUCCUUGCCUCCAUCAUCCUUGCCUCCAUAAUCCUUGCCUCCAUCGUCCUUGCCUCCAUCAUCCUUGCCUCCAUCAUCCUUGCCUCCAUCAUCCUUGCCUCCCUCAUCCUUGCCUCCAUCAUCCUUGCCUCCAUCAUCCUUGCCUCCCUCAUCCUUGCCUCCAUCAUCCUUGCCUCCAUCAUCCUUGCCUCCAUCAUCCUUGCCUCCAUCAUCCUUGCCUCCAUCAUCCUUGCCUCCAUCAUCCUAGCCUCCAUCAUCCUUGCCUCCAUCAUCCUUGCCACCAUCAUCCUUGCCACCAUCAUCCUUGCCUCCAUCAUCCUUGCCUCCAUCAUCCUUGCCUCCAUCAUCCUUGCCUCCAUCAUCCUUGCCUCCAUCAUCCUUGCCUCCAUCAUCCUUGCCUCCAUCAUCCUUGCCUCCAUCAUCCUUGCUUCCAUCAUCCUUGCUUCCAUCAUCCUUGCCUCCAUCAUCCUUGCCUCCAUCAUCCUUGCCACCAUCAUCCUUGCCUCCAUCAUCCUUGCCUCCAUCAUCCUUGCCUCCAUCAUCCUUGCCUCCAUAAUCCUUGCUUCCAUCAUCCUUGCUUCCAUCAUCCUUGCCUCCAUCAUCCUUGCCUCCAUCAUCCUUGCCUCCCUCAUCCUUGCCUCCAUCAUCCUUGCCUCCAUCAUCCUUGCCUCCAUCAUCCUUGCCUCAAUCAUCCUUGCUUCCAUCAUCCUUGCUUCCAUCAUCCUUGCCUCCAUCAUCCUUGCUUCCAUCAUCCUUGCUUCCAUCAUCCUUGCCUCCAUCAUCCUUGCCUCCAUCAUCCUUGCCUCCAUCAUCCUUGCCUCCAUCAUCGUUGCAUCCAUCAUCCUUGCCACCAUCAUCCUUGCCUCCAUCAUCCUUGCCUCCAUCAUCCUUGCCUCCAUCAUCCUUGCCUCCAUCAUCCUUGCCUCCAUCAUCCUUGCCUCCAUCAUCCUUGCCUCCACCAUCCUUGCCUCCAUCAUCCUCGCCUCCAUCAUCCUCGCCUCCAUCAUCCCUUGCCUCCAUCAUCCUUGCCUCCAUCAUCCUUGCCUCCAUCAUCCUUGCCUCCAUCAUCCUUGCUUCCAUCAUCCUUGCUUACAUCAUCCUUGCCUCCAUCAUCCUUGCCUCCAUCAUCCUUGCCUCCAUCAUCCUUGCCUCCAUCAUCCUUGCCUCCAUCAUCCUUGCCUCAAUCAUCCUUGCCUCCAUCAUCCUUGCUUCCAUCAUCCUUGCCUCCAUCAUCCUUGCCUCCAUCAUCCUUGCUUCCAUCAUCCUUGCUUCCAUCAUCCUUGCCUCCAUCAUCCUUGCCUCCAUCAUCCUUGCUUCCAUCAUCCUAGCCUCCAUCAUCCUUGCCACCAUCAUCCUUGCCACCAUCAUCCUUGCUUCCAUCAUCCUUGCCUCCAUCAUCCUUGCCUCCAUCAUCCUUGCCUCCAUAAUCCUUGCCUCCAUCCCUCCAUCAUCCUUGCCUCCAUCAUCCUUGCCACCAUCAUCCUUGCCACCAUCAUCCUUGCCUCCAUCAUCCUUGCCUCCAUCAUCCUUGCCUCCAUCAUCCUUGCCUCCAUCAUCCUUGCCUCCAUCAUCCUUGCCUCCAUCAUCCUUGCCUCCAUCAUCCUUGCCUCCAUCAUCCUUGCUUCCAUCAUCCUUGCUUCCAUCAUCCUUGCCUCCAUCAUCCUUGCCUCCAUCAUCCUUGCCACCAUCAUCCUUGCCUCCAUCAUCCUUGCCUCCAUCAUCCUUGCCUCCAUCAUCCUUGCCUCCAUAAUCCUUGCUUCCAUCAUCCUUGCUUCCAUCAUCCUUGCCUCCAUCAUCCUUGCCUCCAUCAUCCUUGCCUCCCUCAUCCUUGCCUCCAUCAUCCUUGCCUCCAUCAUCCUUGCCUCCAUCAUCCUUGCCUCAAUCAUCCUUGCUUCCAUCAUCCUUGCUUCCAUCAUCCUUGCCUCCAUCAUCCUUGCUUCCAUCAUCCUUGCUUCCAUCAUCCUUGCCUCCAUCAUCCUUGCCUCCAUCAUCCUUGCCUCCAUCAUCCUUGCCUCCAUCAUCGUUGCAUCCAUCAUCCUUGCCACCAUCAUCCUUGCCUCCAUCAUCCUUGCCUCCAUCAUCCUUGCCUCCAUCAUCCUUGCCUCCAUCAUCCUUGCCUCCAUCAUCCUUGCCUCCAUCAUCCUUGCCUCCAUCAUCCUUGCCUCCAUCAUCCUCGCCUCCAUCAUCCUCGCCUCCAUCAUCCCUUGCCUCAAUCAUCCUUGCCUCCAUCAUCCUUGCCUCCAUCAUCCUUGCCUCCAUCAUCCUUGCUUCCAUCAUCCUUGCUUACAUCAUCCUUGCCUCCAUCAUCCUUGCCUCCAUCAUCCUUGCCUCCAUCAUCCUUGCCUCCAUCAUCCUUGCCUCCAUCAUCCUUGCCUCAAUCAUCCUUGCCUCCAUCAUCCUUGCUUCCAUCAUCCUUGCCUCCAUCAUCCUUGCCUCCAUCAUCCUUGCCUCCAUAAUCCUUGCUUCCAUCAUCCUUGCUUCCAUCAUCCUUGCCUCCAUCAUCCUUGCCUCCAUCAUCCUUGCCUCCCUCAUCCUUGCCUCCAUCAUCCUUGCCUCCAUCAUCCUUGCCUCCAUCAUCCUUGCCUCAAUCAUCCUUGCUUCCAUCAUCCUUGCUUCCAUCAUCCUUGCCUCCAUCAUCCUUGCUUCCAUCAUCCUUGCUUCCAUCAUCCUUGCCUCCAUCAUCCUUGCCUCCAUCAUCCUUGCCUCCAUCAUCCUUGCCUCCAUCAUCGUUGCAUCCAUCAUCCUUGCCACCAUCAUCCUUGCCUCCAUCAUCCUUGCCUCCAUCAUCCUUGCCUCCAUGAUCCUUGCCUCCAUCAUCCUUGCCUCCAUCAUCCUUGCCUCCAUCAUCCUUGCCUCCACCAUCCUUGCCUCCAUCAUCCUCGCCUCCAUCAUCCUCGCCUCCAUCAUCCCUUGCCUCCAUCAUCCUUGCCUCCAUCAUCCUUGCCUCCAUCAUCCUUGCCUCCAUCAUCCUUGCUUCCAUCAUCCUUGCUAACAUCAUCCUUGCCUCCAUCAUCCUUGCCUCAAUCAUCCUUGCCUCCAUCAUCCUUGCCUCCAUCAUCCUCGCCUCCAUCAUCCUCGCCUCCAUCAUCCCUUGCCUCCAUCAUCCUUGCCUCCAUCAUCCUUGCCUCCAUCAUCCUUGCCUCCAUCAUCCUUGCUUCCAUCAUCCUUGCUUCCAUCAUCCUUGCCUCCAUCAUCCUUGCCUCCAUCAUCCUUGCUUCCAUCAUCCUAGCCUCCAUCAUCCUUGCCACCAUCAUCCUUGCCACCAUCAUCCUUGCUUCCAUCAUCCUUGCCUCCAUCAUCCUUGCCUCCAUCAUCCUUGCCUCCAUAAUCCUUGCCUCCAUCGUCCUUGCCUCCAUCAUCCUUGCCUCCAUCAUCCUUGCCUCCAUCAUCCUUGCCUCCCUCAUCCUUGCCUCCAUCAUCCUUGCCUCCAUCAUCCUUGCCUCCAUCAUCCUUGCCUCCCUCAUCCUUGCCUCUAUCAUCCUUGCCUCCAUCAUCCUUGCCUCCAUCAUCCUUGCCUCCAUCAUCCUUGCCUCCAUCAUCCUUGCCUCCAUCAUCCUAGCCUCCAUCAUCCUUGCCUCCAUCAUCCUUGCCACCAUCAUCCUUGCCACCAUCAUCCUUGCCUCCAUCAUCCUUGCCUCCAUCAUCCUUGCCUCCAUCAUCCUUGCCUCCAUCAUCCUUGCCUCCAUCAUCCUUGCCUCCAUCAUCCUUGCCUCCAUCAUCCUUGCCUCCAUCAUCCUUGCUUCCAUCAUCCUUGCUUCCAUCAUCCUUGCCUCCAUCAUCCUUGCCUCCAUCAUCCUUGCCACCAUCAUCCUUGCCUCCAUCAUCCUUGCCUCCAUCAUCCUUGCCUCCAUCAUCCUUGCCUCCAUAAUCCUUGCUUCCAUCAUCCUUGCUUCCAUCAUCCUUGCCUCCAUCAUCCUUGCCUCCAUCAUCCUUGCCUCCCUCAUCCUUGCCUCCAUCAUCCUUGCCUCCAUCAUCCUUGCCUCCAUCAUCCUUGCCUCAAUCAUCCUUGCUUCCAUCAUCCUUGCUUCCAUCAUCCUUGCCUCCAUCAUCCUUGCUUCCAUCAUCCUUGCUUCCAUCAUCCUUGCCUCCAUCAUCCUUGCCUCCAUCAUCCUUGCCUCCAUCAUCCUUGCCUCCAUCAUCGUUGCAUCCAUCAUCCUUGCCACCAUCAUCCUUGCCUCCAUCAUCCUUGCCUCCAUCAUCCUUGCCUCCAUCAUCCUUGCCUCCAUCAUCCUUGCCUCCAUCAUCCUUGCCUCCAUCAUCCUUGCCUCCAUCAUCCUUGCCUCCAUCAUCCUCGCCUCCAUCAUCCUCGCCUCCAUCAUCCCUUGCCUCCAUCAUCCUUGCCUCCAUCAUCCUUGCCUCCAUCAUCCUUGCCUCCAUCAUCCUUGCUUCCAUCAUCCUUGCUUACAUCAUCCUUGCCUCCAUCAUCCUUGCCUCCAUCAUCCUUGCCUCCAUCAUCCUUGCCUCCAUCAUCCUUGCCUCCAUCAUCCUUGCCUCAAUCAUCCUUGCCUCCAUCAUCCUUGCUUCCAUCAUCCUUGCCUCCAUCAUCCUUGCCUCCAUCAUCCUUGCUUCCAUCAUCCUUGCUUCCAUCAUCCUUGCCUCCAUCAUCCUUGCCUCCAUCAUCCUUGCAUCCAUCAUCCUUGCCACCAUCAUCCUUGCCUCCAUCAUCCUUGCCUCCAUCAUCCUUGCCUCCAUCAUCCUUGCCUCCAUCAUCCUUGCCUCCAUCAUCCUUGCCACCAUCAUCCUUGCCUCCAUCAUCUUUGCCUCCAUCAUCCUUGCCUCCAUCAUCCUUGCCUCCAUCAUCCUUGCCUCCAUCAUCCUAGCCUCCAUCAUCCUUGCCACCAUCAUCCUUGCCACCAUCAUCCUUGCUUCCAUCAUCCUUGCCUCCAUCAUCCUUGCCUCCAUCAUCCUUGCCUCCAUAAUCCUUGCCUCCAUCCCUCCAUCAUCCUUGCCUCCAUCAUCCUUGCCACCAUCAUCCUUGCCACCAUCAUCCUUGCCUCCAUCAUCCUUGCCUCCAUCAUCCUUGCCUCCAUCAUCCUUGCCUCCAUCAUCCUUGCCUCCAUCAUCCUUGCCUCCAUCAUCCUUGCCUCCAUCAUCCUUGCCACCAUCAUCCUUGCCUCCAUCAUCCUUGCCUCCAUCAUCCUUGCCUCCAUCAUCCUUGCCUCCAUCAUCCUUGCCUCCAUCAUCCUUGCCUCAAUCAUCCUUGCCUCCAUCAUCCUUGCUUCCAUCAUCCUUGCCUCCAUCAUCCUUGCCUCCAUCAUCCUUGCUUCCAUCAUCCUUGCUUCCAUCAUCCUUGCCUCCAUCAUCCUUGCCUCCAUCAUCCUUGCAUCCAUCAUCCUUGCCACCAUCAUCCUUGCCUCCAUCAUCCUUGCCUCCAUCAUCCUUGCCUCCAUCAUCCUUGCCUCCAUCAUCCUUGCCUCCAUCAUCCUUGCCACCAUCAUCCUUGCCUCCAUCAUCUUUGCCUCCAUCAUCCUUGCCUCCAUCAUCCUUGCCUCCAUCAUCCUUGCCUCCAUCAUCCUAGCCUCCAUCAUCCUUGCCACCAUCAUCCUUGCCACCAUCAUCCUUGCUUCCAUCAUCCUUGCCUCCAUCAUCCUUGCCUCCAUCAUCCUUGCCUCCAUAAUCCUUGCCUCCAUCAUCCUUGCCACCAUCAUCCUUGCCUCCAUCAUCCUUGCCUCCAUCAUCCUUGCCUCCAUCAUCCUUGCCUCCAUCAUCCUUGCCUCCAUCAUCCUUGCCACCAUCAUCCUUGCCUCCAUCAUCUUUGCCUCCAUCAUCCUUGCCUCCAUCAUCCUUGCCUCCAUCAUCCUUGCCUCCAUCAUCCUAGCCUCCAUCAUCCUUGCCACCAUCAUCCUUGCCACCAUCAUCCUUGCUUCCAUCAUCCUUGCCUCCAUCAUCCUUGCCUCCAUCAUCCUUGCCUCCAUAAUCCUUGCCUCCAUCGUCCUUGCCUCCAUCAUCCUUGCCUCCAUCAUCCUUGCCUCCAUCAUCCUUGCCUCCCUCAUCCUUGCCUCCAUCAUCCUUGCCUCCCUCAUCCUUGCCUCCAUCAUCCUUGCCUCCAUCAUCCUUGCCUCCAUCAUCCUUGCCUCCAUCAUCCUUGCCUCCAUCAUCCUUGCCUCCAUCAUCCUUGCCUCCAUCAUCCUUGCCUCCAUCAUCCUAGCCUCCAUCAUCCUUGCCUCCAUCAUCCUUGCCACCAUCAUCCUUGCCUCCAUCAUCCUUGCCUCCAUCAUCCUUGCCUCCAUCAUCCUUGCCUCCAUCAUCCUUGCCUCCAUCAUCCUUGCCUCCAUCAUCCUUGCCUCCAUCAUCCUUGCCACCAUCAUCCUUGCCUCCAUCAUCCUUGCCUCCAUCAUCCUUGCCUCCAUCAUCCUUGCCACCAUCAUCCUUGCCUCCAUCAUCCUUGCCUCCAUCAUCCUUGCCUCCAUCAUCCUUGCCUCCAUCAUCCUUGCCUCCAUCAUCCUUGCCUCCAUCAUCCUUGCCUCCAUCAUCCUUGCCUCCAUCAUCCUUGCUUCCAUCAUCCUUGCUUCCAUCAUCCUUGCCUCCAUCAUCCUUGCCUCCAUCAUCCUUGCCACCAUCAUCCUUGCCUCCAUCAUCCUUGCCUCCAUCAUCCUUGCCUCCAUCAUCCUUGCCUCCAUAAUCCUUGCUUCCAUCAUCCUUGCUUCCAUCAUCCUUGCCUCCAUCAUCCUUGCCUCCAUCAUCCUUGCCUCCCUCAUCCUUGCCUCCAUCAUCCUUGCCUCCAUCAUCCUUGCCUCCAUCAUCCUUGCCUCAAUCAUCCUUGCUUCCAUCAUCCUUGCUUCCAUCAUCCUUGCCUCCAUCAUCCUUGCUUCCAUCAUCCUUGCUUCCAUCAUCCUUGCCUCCAUCAUCCUUGCCUCCAUCAUCCUUGCCUCCAUCAUCCUUGCCUCCAUCAUCCCUCCAUCAUCCUUGCCUCCAUCAUCCUUACCACCAUCAUCCUUGCCACCAUCAUCCUUGCCUCCAUCAUCCUUGCCUCCAUCAUCCUUGCCUCCAUCAUCCUUGCCUCCAUCAUCCUUGCCUCCAUCAUCCUUGCCUCCAUCAUCCUUGCCACCAUCAUCCUUGCCUCCAUCAUCCUUGCCUCCAUCAUCCUUGCUUCCAUCAUCCUUGCUUCCAUCAUCCUUGCCUCCAUCAUCCUUGCCUCCAUCAUCCUUGCCUCCAUCAUCCUUGCCUCCAUCAUCCUUGCCUCAAUCAUCCUUGCCUCAAUCAUCCUUGCUUCCAUCAUCCUUGCUUCCAUCAUCCUUGCCUCCAUCAUCCUUGCUUCCAUCAUCCUUGCUUCCAUCAUCCUUGCCUCCAUCAUCCUUGCCUCCAUCAUCCUUGCCUCCAUCAUCCUUGCCUCCAUCAUCGUUGCAUCAAUCAUCCUUGCCACCAUCAUCCUUGCCUCCAUCAUCCUUGCCUCCAUCAUCCUUGCCUCCAUCAUCCUUGCCUCCAUCAUCCUUGCCUCCAUCAUCCUUGCCUCCAUCAUCCUUGCCUCCAUCAUCCUUGCCUCCAUCAUCCUCGCCUCCAUCAUCCUCGCCUCCAUCAUCCCUUGCCUCCAUCAUCCUUGCCUCCAUCAUCCUUGCCUCCAUCAUCCUUGCCUCCAUCAUCCUUGCUUCCAUCAUCCUUGCUUACAUCAUCCUUGCCUCCAUCAUCCUUGCCUCCAUCAUCCUUGCCUCCAUCAUCCUUGCCUCCAUCAUCCUUGCCUCCAUCAUCCUUGCCUCAAUCAUCCUUGCCUCCAUCAUCCUUGCUUCCAUCAUCCUUGCCUCCAUCAUCCUUGCCUCCAUCAUCCUUGCUUCCAUCAUCCUUGCUUCCAUCAUCCUUGCCUCCAUCAUCCUUGCCUCCAUCAUCCUUGCAUCCAUCAUCCUUGCCACCAUCAUCCUUGCCUCCAUCAUCCUUGCCUCCAUCAUCCUUGCCUCCAUCAUCCUUGCCUCCAUCAUCCUUGCCACCAUCAUCCUUGCCUCCAUCAUCUUUGCCUCCAUCAUCCUUGCCUCCAUCAUCCUUGCCUCCAUCAUCCUUGCCUCCAUCAUCCUAGCCUCCAUCAUCCUUGCCACCAUCAUCCUUGCCACCAUCAUCCUUGCUUCCAUCAUCCUUGCCUCCAUCAUCCUUGCCUCCAUCAUCCUUGCCUCCAUAAUCCUUGCCUUCAUCGUCCUUGCCUCCAUCAUCCUUGCCUCCAUCAUCCUUGCCUCCAUCAUCCUUGCCUCCCUCAUCCUUGCCUGCAUCAUCCUUGCCUCCAUCAUCCUUGCCUCCAUCAUCCUUGCCUCCCUCAUCCUUGCCUCCAUCAUCCUUGCCUCCAUCAUCCUUGCCACCAUCAUCCUUGCCUCCAUCAUCCUUGCCUCCAUCAUCCUUGCCUCCAUCAUCCUUGCCUCCAUCAUCCUUGCCUCCAUCAUCCUUGCAUCCAUCAUCCUUGCCACCAUCAUCCUUGCCUCCAUCAUCCUUGCCUCCAUCAUCCUUGCCUCCAUCAUCCUUGCCUCCAUCAUCCUUGCCUCCAUCAUCCUUGCCUCAAUCAUCCUUGCCUCCAUCAUCCUUGCUUCCAUCAUCCUUGCCUCCAUCAUCCUUGCCUCCAUCAUCCUUGCUUCCAUCAUCCUUGCUUCCAUCAUCCUUGCCUCCAUCAUCCUUGCCUCCAUCAUCCUUGCAUCCAUCAUCCUUGCCACCAUCAUCCUUGCCUCCAUCAUCCUUGCCUCCAUCAUCCUUGCCUCCAUCAUCCUUGCCUCCAUCAUCCUUGCCACCAUCAUCCUUGCCUCCAUCAUCUUUGCCUCCAUCAUCCUUGCCUCCAUCAUCCUUGCCUCCAUCAUCCUUGCCUCCAUCAUCCUAGCCUCCAUCAUCCUUGCCACCAUCAUCCUUGCCACCAUCAUCCUUGCUUCCAUCAUCCUUGCCUCCAUCAUCCUUGCCUCCAUCAUCCUUGCCUCCAUAAUCCUUGCCUUCAUCGUCCUUGCCUCCAUCAUCCUUGCCUCCAUCAUCCUUGCCUCCAUCAUCCUUGCCUCCCUCAUCCUUGCCUGCAUCAUCCUUGCCUCCAUCAUCCUUGCCUCCAUCAUCCUUGCCUCCCUCAUCCUUGCCUCCAUCAUCCUUGCCUCCAUCAUCCUUGCCACCAUCAUCCUUGCCUCCAUCAUCCUUGCCUCCAUCAUCCUUGCCUCCAUCAUCCUUGCCUCCAUCAUCCUUGCCUCCAUCAUCCUUGCAUCCAUCAUCCUUGCCACCAUCAUCCUUGCCUCCAUCAUCCUUGCCUCCAUCAUCCUUGCCUCCAUCAUCCUUGCCUCCAUCAUCCUUGCCUCCAUCAUCCUUGCCACCAUCAUCCUUGCCUCCAUCAUCUUUGCCUCCAUCAUCCUUGCCUCCAUCAUCCUUGCCUCCAUCAUCCUUGCCUCCAUCAUCCUAGCCUCCAUCAUCCUUGCCACCAUCAUCCUUGCCACCAUCAUCCUUGCUUCCAUCAUCCUUGCCUCCAUCAUCCUUGCCUCCAUCAUCCUUGCCUCCAUAAUCCUUGCCUCCAUCGUCCUUGCCUCCAUCAUCCUUGCCUCCAUCAUCCUUGCCUCCAUCAUCCUUGCCUCCCUCAUCCUUGCCUCCAUCAUCCUUGCCUCCCUCAUCCUUGCCUCCAUCAUCCUUGCCUCCAUCAUCCUUGCCUCCAUCAUCCUUGCCUCCAUCAUCCUUGCCUCCAUCAUCCUUGCCUCCAUCAUCCUUGCCUCCAUCAUCCUUGCCUCCAUCAUCCUAGCCUCCAUCAUCCUUGCCUCCAUCAUCCUUGCCACCAUCAUCCUUGCCACCAUCAUCCUUGCCUCCAUCAUCCUUGCCUCCAUCAUCCUUGCCUCCAUCAUCCUUGCCUCCAUCAUCCUUGCCUCCAUCAUCCUUGCCUCCAUCAUCCUUGCCUCCAUCAUCCUUGCCACCAUCAUCCUUGCCUCCAUCAUCCUUGCCUCUAUCAUCCUUGCCUCCAUCAUCCUUGCCUCCAUCAUCCUUGCCUCCAUCAUCCUAGCCUCCAUCAUCCUUGCCACCAUCAUCCUUGCCACCAUCAUCCUUGCCUCCAUCAUCCUUGCCUCCAUCAUCCUUGCCUCCAUCAUCCUUGCCUCCAUCAUCCUUGCCUCCAUCAUCCUUGCCUCCAUCAUCCUUGCCUCCAUCAUCCUUGCCUCCAUCAUCCUUGCCUCCAUCAUCCUUGCCUCCAUCAUCCUUGCCUCCAUCAUCCUUGCCUCCAUCAUCCUUGCCUCCAUCAUCCUUGCCUCCAUCAUCCUUGCCUCCAUCAUCCUUGCCUCCAUCAUCCUAGCGUCCAUCAUCCUUGCCUCCAUCAUCCUUGCCACCAUCAUCCUUGCCACCAUCAUCCUUGCCUCCAUCAUCCUUGCCUCCAUCAUCCUUGCCUCCAUCAUCCUAGCCUCCAUCAUCCUUGCCUCCAUCAUCCUUGCCACCAUCAUCCUUGCCACCAUCAUCCUUGCCUCCAUCAUCCUUGCCUCCAUCAUCCUUGCCUCCAUCAUCCUUGCCUCCAUCAUCCUUGCCUCCAUCAUCCUUGCCUCCAUCAUCCUUGCCACCAUCAUCCUUGCCUCCAUCAUCCUUGCCUCCAUCAUCCUUGCUUCCAUCAUCCUUGCUUCCAUCAUCCUUGCCUCCAUCAUCCUUGCCUCCAUCAUCCUUGCCUCCAUCAUCCUUGCCUCCAUCAUCCUUGCCUCAAUCAUCCUUGCCUCAAUCAUCCUUGCUUCCAUCAUCCUUGCUUCCAUCAUCCUUGCCUCCAUCAUCCUUGCUUCCAUCAUCCUUGCUUCCAUCAUCCUUGCCUCCAUCAUCCUUGCCUCCAUCAUCCUUGCCUCCAUCAUCCUUGCCUCCAUCAUCGUUGCAUCCAUCAUCCUUGCCACCAUCAUCCUUGCCUCCAUCAUCCUUGCCUCCAUCAUCCUUGCCUCCAUCAUCCUUGCCUCCAUCAUCCUUGCCUCCAUCAUCCUUGCCUCCAUCAUCCUUGCCUCCAUCAUCCUUGCCUCCAUCAUCCUCGCCUCCAUCAUCCUCGCCUCCAUCAUCCCUUGCCUCCAUCAUCCUUGCCUCCAUCAUCCUUGCCUCCAUCAUCCUUGCCUCCAUCAUCCUUGCCUCAUCCUUGCCUCCAAUCAUCCUUGCUUCCAUCAUCCUUGCUUACAUCAUCCUUGCCUCCAUCAUCCUUGCCUCCAUCAUCCUUGCCUCCAUCAUCCUUGCCUCCAUCAUCCUUGCCUCCAUCAUCCUUGCCUCAAUCAUCCUUGCCUCCAUCAUCCUUGCUUCCAUCAUCCUUGCCUCCAUCAUCCUUGCCUCCAUCAUCCUUGCUUCCAUCAUCCUUGCUUCCAUCAUCCUUGCCUCCAUCAUCCUUGCCUCCAUCAUCCUUGCAUCCAUCAUCCUUGCCACCAUCAUCCUUGCCUCCAUCAUCCUUGCCUCCAUCAUCCUUGCCUCCAUCAUCCUUGCCUCCAUCAUCCUUGCCACCAUCAUCCUUGCCUCCAUCAUCUUUGCCUCCAUCAUCCUUGCCUCCAUCAUCCUUGCCUCCAUCAUCCUUGCCUCCAUCAUCCUAGCCUCCAUCAUCCUUGCCACCAUCAUCCUUGCCACCAUCAUCCUUGCUUCCAUCAUCCUUGCCUCCAUCAUCCUUGCCUCCAUCAUCCUUGCCUCCAUAAUCCUUGCCUUCCAUCAUCCUUGCCUGCCAUCAUCCUUGCCUCCAUCAUCCUUGCCUCCAUCAUCCUUGCCUCCAUCAUCCUUGCCUCCAUCAUCCUUGCCUCCAUCAUCCUUGCCUCCAUCAUCCUUGCCUCCAUCAUCCUUGCCUCCAUCAUCCUUGCCCCAUCACCCUCAUCAACCUUGCCUCCAUCAUCCUUGCCUCCAUCAUCCUUGCCUCCAUCUCCUUGCCUCCAUCAUCCUUGCCCUCCAUCAUCCUUGCCUCCAUCAUCCUUGCCUCAUCAUCCUUGCCUCACCAUCAUCCUUGCCUCCAUCAUCCUUGCUCCAUCAUCCUUGCCACCAUCAUCCUUGCCUCCAUCAUCCUUGCCUCCUCAUUGCUCACCUACCUCAUCAUCCUUGCCCCAUCAUCCUAGCCAUCCAAUCAUCCUUGCCAGUCCAUCAUCCUUGCCAUCCAUCAUCCUUGCCUCCAUCAUACUUCCUCCAUCAUCCUUGCCUCCAUCAUCCUUGCCUCCAUCAAUCCUUGCCUCCAUCAUCCUUGCCUCCAUCAUCCUUGCCUCCAUCAUCCUUGCCUCCAUCAUCUUGCCUCCAUCAUCCUUGCCUCCAUCAUCCUUGCCUCCAUCAUCCUUGGCCUCCAUCAUCCUUGCCUCCAUCAUCCUUGCCUCCAUCAUCCUUGCCUCCAUCAUCCUAGCCUCCAUCAUCCUUGCCUCCAUCAUCCUUGCCUCCAUCAUCCUUGCCUCCAUCAUCCUUGCCUCCAUCAUCCUUGCCUCCAUCAUCCUUGCCUCCAUCAUCCUUGCCUCAUUAUCCUAG